Messenger RNA from Stereum hirsutum FP-91666 SS1, 1288 nucleotides. RefSeq lists its product as uncharacterized. The record is from RefSeq and is a predicted model, not a curated record. The transcript is spliced from 5 exons. Bases 193 to 1215 code for a protein of 340 amino acids. NCBI's taxonomy places the organism in Eukaryota, Fungi, Basidiomycota, Agaricomycetes, Russulales, Stereaceae.
CGUUACCUGUCAUAUCGACAGCCAGAGAUAAUUUUUGCUAUCGACACGCCGAAAACGAUCUCUCUCAACUCCAAUUUUGACGCGUCCCACUUAAGUGUCGCGAUACCCGUCUGACACCUAUAUACUUGUGCUGCCAUAUACCUCCUUUGCUUUGCAUGUGCGUUAUUCAAGGAAUCUCAACACCCUCACAUUAUGUUCAAGUUGAAGAAAUCACCUCCAAACUCACCUUCGCCAUCCAUGGCCUCCUUCUACACGGCACCUCAGUCUUCGCCAGAGAAUGCAGUAUCAGUAGGCAUUGCUAGUGCUGCACACGUUUCUCGUACCCUUGCCAUGGCCGCUUCCGAAACACCACUACCCUCAUCCUCUGCUUCAGCCUCUCGCACCUCACCAUCCAAAGGGAGUGCUAACCUGCAUCGAGGCUCUGUUUCUGCUCCACCUCUGAGAGAUAGCUCGGAUACAGUUUUUGGGCCUUCCAUUACCGACGUGUCCCUAUCCCCCAACAAACCACUGAUCAAGUCCACGCGAACUGCUCCAUGGAACUUCAACUAUAUGUCACCACCUUCAUCCCCCUCCAAGUCGUCUUCGUCAUCUCCCUACAAAUCAUCAUCAUCAUCUCCCUCACGAUCUUCGCCGCUCUCUUUGUCUCACUCUCCAUCGCAUGACGUGCACCAUGUCAAAUAUGCCCACGGCGCUAUCAGCACUGUGGCCGUGCGGGAGGAGUGGACGGUUCAUGGAAAGGGGGGCAUGACCGCCUCCGCAAUAUUAAACAAACCCUCGACGUCGGCGGAGCACUAUUGGGCAGCGAGGGCCUUGACAGCGGAGUCGAUUUUGGAGGCGAAGAUGGAUCAUCAGCAGGAACUGAAGAGCAUAAAAUUAUACGAGGACGAGAAGCGGACGAGAGAUCUAGCUGUUCUACAACAGGCGCACGACGCCCAGUACAAAGAGCUAAAAAGAACAUUGUUCUUCACCAUCACUUGCAUAGUGGUCCUGCUGGCCUUUAUCAUCUACAUUCUCAUGACAAACUCCCCAGCCUCAAAACAGUCGGCCUCUAGAUGGGGCGCGCACUUCACGAUUCCCAUUCUCUCACCGUUCACUUCUGUAAUCGAACACGAAGUGUCGACUUUCGGGACCACUGCCCUUAUAGGGUUCGCUUUUGUAUUCGCGGGUCUGGCAUAUGCUGUAUUUCGUUACUAUGCUGGUCGGCGGAGUACAUGACGAUAUACAUGUCGCUUCAGGCAGCCGGUUUGGAUUGUGGUACAGUCGGAAACCGGUUUGUAUAUUACGUGGA